Messenger RNA from Helianthus annuus (common sunflower), 2068 nucleotides. Its product is annotated as probable serine/threonine-protein kinase WNK9. Gene Ontology annotation, cellular component: cytoplasm. Gene Ontology annotation, biological process: protein phosphorylation; intracellular signal transduction. Bases 224 to 2011 code for a protein of 595 amino acids. NCBI's taxonomy places the organism in Eukaryota, Viridiplantae, Streptophyta, Magnoliopsida, Asterales, Asteraceae. Gene Ontology annotation, molecular function: protein serine/threonine kinase activity; ATP binding. The record is from RefSeq and is a predicted model, not a curated record. The transcript is spliced from 7 exons.
AAUAAAUUGUAGCAACAGCCUUCCUAAGAAUACAACUACAUUUUGUUAAUUUUCUAUCCAGUCAAUUCAGAUAAAACAGCAUGAACCAUGUCUCGGUAACAUUAAAAUUGAUAAACCCGAGGAUGACCAUGACCUUCACCUUACCUACAUUUCAUAUGCUACUUUUCACCUCUUCAUAUCAAUCAAUCUCCUCUCUGGUUUCCACUACAAUCAAAUCAAAGGCAUGAAUAACCCACCUGAAUCCGAUCAAAAUCACACCGAAUUCGUUGAAGUAGAUCCCACAGGAAGAUACGGUCGGUAUAAUGAAAUUUUGGGCAAAGGAGCUUCCAAGACAGUGUUUAGGGCAUUUGAUGAGUAUGAAGGGAUAGAUGUGGCAUGGAAUCAGGUGAAAUUGUAUGAUUUUCUUCAAAGUCCUGAAGAUCUUGAGAGGUUGUAUGGUGAAAUUCAUUUGUUGAAGACUUUAAAGCAUAGUAAUAUCAUGAAGUUUUAUACUUGGUGGGUUGAUACAGACAACAGGAAUAUUAAUUUUGUUACUGAGAUGUUUACUUCUGGCACACUUAGGCAGUAUAGGCAGAAGCAUAGAAGGGUUAAUAUCAAUGCGAUCAAGCAUUGGUGUAGGCAGAUCUUGAAAGGGUUGGUGUAUCUUCAUAGCCAUGAUCCGCCUGUGAUUCAUCGGGAUCUUAAAUGUGAUAAUAUUUUUAUUAAUGGUAAUCAAGGAGAGGUUAAGAUUGGUGAUUUGGGCCUAGCUGCUAUCCUCCAUAAAUCGCAUGCCGCCCGCUGUGUUGGAACACCUGAGUUCAUGGCUCCAGAGGUUUAUGCUGAGGAGUACAAUGAACUGGUUGAUAUCUAUGCAUUUGGAAUGUGCGUUUUGGAAAUGGUUACCUUUGAAUAUCCGUAUAAUGAAUGCACCCAUCCAGCUCAGAUCUACAAAAAAGUUACUUCGGGGAAAAAGCCUAAUGCUUUCUACAAAGUUAAGGAUCCCGAGGUGCGCCAAUUUGUCGAAAAAUGUCUCGUUACAGUUUCUCAACGACUUCCGGCAAUAGAGCUACUUAAAGACCCUUUUCUCCAGCCUGAUGAUUAUGGGUAUGAUUUGAGAGCAAUCGAUUAUUGUAGAGAGUUCAAUGGAAUAGAUCUCAUGAAUAACCAUCAUAGUAAUGGUUAUCCUGUUGACAACGAUUUACAUGAUUUUGGUUAUGAAUGGGAAACCGACUUGGAUUAUCAACAAGGUGGAUUUGAAACAACAGAAAAUGGACUAGUCACCAGUCAAGAAGUUGACCAUCUUGGUGAAGUCAACAUUUCUAUCAAGGGAAGGAGAAACGAAGAUGAUGAUAUUGUAUUGAAGCUACGGAUUGCAGAUAAAGAAGGCCGAGUUCGGAACAUUUACUUUCGGUUCGACAUUGAAGCCGACACAGCAUUUGACGUUGCAAAUGAAAUGGUUGCUGACCUGGAUAUUGCGAAUCAAGAUGUUCAUAAGAUAGCCGACAUGAUCAACGGUGAAAUCUUAUGCUUGGUGCCAGAAUGGCAAACAGGAUUAAACUUAUUACAAGAAGAUCAUCAGUCAGAAAACAAGUUAGAAGCAGCCAACGGUUCAAGACAUGAGUGUGCAUCCAUUCAUGGUCGGUUUGAAGAAAUAACAUAUCAAAAUGAUGUUUCUGAGCAAUGUGUCACAGAUGGUGCACCGGUGCUAUCGAGCCAGUCAGAUGAUAUACACUAUUCUGAUACAUGGCUGCAACACGAACCACCUGAACCCGAAUUGUACCAAACGAAAGUGCGCGAUGAUUAUGAAAACGAGGUUCAACAGGAAUUAAGGUGGCUCAGGGCCAAAUAUCAGAUGCAGCUUAGAGAUCAACAACUAGGACUUGCAUCGAAUCCGUCUCGCGGUUUUAACAUAAAUUUGGAUAAAAGAAUAUGCAUGAAAAACGAAAAUGAGACGUUUAAUGGUUAUAGGGAAUUGCUUCCUCAACAUCUUCAUAGGGCUAUUUCCCUUCCUGUUGAUCCCAUUGAUGUUUGAAAUUCUUCUAACUAUUUUUAGCAAUAUAUUUUUACCUAAUAAACUUAUUUAUAUUAA